Messenger RNA from Brachypodium distachyon (stiff brome), 1783 nucleotides. RefSeq names its product probable arabinosyltransferase ARAD1. Lineage: Eukaryota; Viridiplantae; Streptophyta; Magnoliopsida; Poales; Poaceae. Gene Ontology annotation, molecular function: glycosyltransferase activity. The record is from RefSeq and is a predicted model, not a curated record. The coding region runs from base 69 to 1556 and encodes 495 amino acids. The transcript is spliced from 8 exons.
AUCGUUGUUUGCUCAAAACCAUAGCCUCACUUUAAACAGAACUUGCAGCUACUCGCCAGUCUCCAGCCAUGGCGGGGAAGCAGUUCCCCUCACUCGCGCACACGCGCCCCGCCUCCUCCCGCUGCCUCUUCGCCGUGGGCGCGCUCCUCCUAUUCUCCGCCGUUUACUUCCUUCUUCUUUCCCCCGCCAAGCCGGGCCCCAUCGGUAGCCCAAUCUCUAACCCUAGCAUCACCACUUCCUUCGUCGCCUCCCUCGAUCAAUUUCUCGACUCCCCGUAUUACCCCGCCGUCUCCUCGCCGGCCCCGUCGGACCUCGACGCCGCGAUCCGGAAGGAGGAAGAGACGCGGCUGUACGGGGACCCUGGGGGCUUAUGGCCGGCGGCUCAUGCGCCGCUCAGGGUCUACGUGUACGAGAUGCCGCGCAAGUUCACGUACGAUCUGCUCAGGCUGUUCAGAGACUCGUAUCGCGAUACGACGAACCUCACCUCCAACGGGAGCCCCGUUCACCGUCUCAUCGAGCAGCAUUCUAUUGACUACUGGCUCUGGGCUGAUCUCAUUGCUCCUGAAUCACAAAGACUUUUGAAGAAUGUUAUCAGGGUUCAGCAGCAAGAAGAGGCAGACAUUUUCUACGUUCCAUUCUUCACAACAAUCAGUUACUUCUUGCUGGAGAAACAAAAAUGCAAGGCACUUUAUAGGGAAGCUUUGAAAUGGGUGACUGAUCAACCUGCUUGGCAACGUUCAGAAGGAAGAGACCAUAUUAUUCCUGUUCAUCACCCGUGGUCUUUUAAGUCAGUUCGGAGAUUUGUGAAGAAAGCAAUAUGGCUCUUACCUGAUAUGGAUUCUACUGGGAACUGGUAUAAACCUGGGCAAGUGUAUCUGGAGAAGGAUGUUAUCCUUCCGUAUGUCCCAAAUGUUGAUCUUUGUGAUUAUAAGUGUGCUUCAGAAACUCAAUCUAAAAGAAGUAUGUUGCUGUUUUUUCGAGGAAGACUGAAAAGAAAUGCUGGUGGAAAGGUUCGCAGUAAGCUUGUGACAGAAUUAAAAGAUGCAGAAGAUGUAGUCAUAGAAGAAGGGACUGCUGGAGCUGAGGGAAAAGUGGCAGCUCAGAAUGGCAUGCGCAAGUCUCUCUUUUGCUUGAAUCCAGCUGGGGAUACUCCAUCUUCUGCUCGAUUGUUUGAUGCAAUUGUUAGUGGAUGUAUCCCAGUUAUAAUAAGCGAUGAGCUAGAGCUUCCUUUUGAAGGAAUACUUGACUACAGGAAGAUAGCAUUGUUUGUUUCAUCAAGUGAUGCUUUGCAACCUGGCUGGCUAGUGAAAUACCUAAGGGGCAUCGAUGCCAAAAGGGUCAGAGAAAUGCAAUCUAAUCUUGUCAAGUACUCGAGACAUUUUAUCUAUUCAAAGCCUGCUCAGCCCCUUGGACCAGAAGACCUUACAUGGAGGAUGGUUGCUGGUAAGCUGGUAAACAUCAAGUUGCAUAUUCAGCGAUCGCGGCGCGUGGUCAGAGAAUCAAGGAGCUUAUGUACAUGCGAGUGUAGAGUUGGAAACACUACGAUGAUGCUUUGAAGUCUGAACCAACUUUUCUUCUGUAUCCAGUGCCCAGAGUUGGUAUCCAUUACCCCCUAGGCCCUCUUUGUGUAGUUGGUGUAGCUGAUGCUAGAGUUUAAGGACUAAGAUAUACAGUGUAUCACCGAGGGCCUGAGGACUUCACAUGGUUGCACUAAACUGCAAUUUCCAAGGAUCUGUGACAUUCGAAAGCAAUUAUUUGGAAAUGUUUCCUGAUUUUUUUUUGA